Molecule: messenger RNA, 1470 nt
Organism: Scleropages formosus (Asian bonytongue)
Lineage: Eukaryota; Metazoa; Chordata; Actinopteri; Osteoglossiformes; Osteoglossidae
Product: potassium voltage-gated channel subfamily F member 1-like
Exons: 1
Coding region: 1-1470 (489 amino acids)
Biological process (GO): protein homooligomerization; action potential; potassium ion transmembrane transport
Cellular component (GO): membrane; voltage-gated potassium channel complex
Molecular function (GO): voltage-gated potassium channel activity
Source: RefSeq, a predicted model, not a curated record
AUGUGGACAAAUCCAAGGGACAGGCACGGGGACUGUAAUGACUCCGAAUCCAGCGAGGAGAAGAAGAUCUUAGUCAACAUCGGUGGGGUGAAACAGGUCCUUUCUUCGUAUUUACUAAGCCGUUAUCCAGAGACUCGACUGGCAGAGCUGGCUAGCUGCUCUUCCAAGAGUUUGGACUACAUUUCCUGUCUUUGCGAUGACUACGACCCUGUUAAUGGGGAAUUUUAUUUUGACAGAGAUCCAGAGACCUUUAAAUGCAUCGUUGAUGUCUAUUAUAAUGGGGAGAUACAUAUGAAGCAUGGAGCCUGUCCUAUUUGUUUCAAGAAGGAGCUGGAAUUCUGGAGAGUGGACCCGGAGUACCUGGAUGAAUGCUGUAAGACCCACUUGAAUGAAAUGGAAGAUGAGCUGGCUGAAAUUGCUGCUAAAGUGAAGCUGAUUCUUGAUGACCUGAAUAGUGAUCCUUCGCUUAGCCGCUGGCAAAAGUCGAAAAUUUUCCUCUGGAAACUUAUGGAGAAGCCAGAAUCCUCGCUCCAAGCAAGGGUCAUAGCCAUCCUGUCUUUUCUCUUCAUCCUCAUCUCCUCAGUGGUGAUGUGUAUGGGCACCAUUCCAGAACUACAGGUGGAGGACGCUGAAGGGAACCCUGUGGAGCACCCAACGCUGGAAGUCAUUGAGACCGCCUGCAUCUGCUGGUUCACAGUGGAAUACCUGCUGCGUCUGAUUUCGUCUCCCAACAAACUGCACUUUGUCCUUUCCUUCAUGAAUAUAAUUGACUUCAUGGCCAUCAUUCCCUUCUACGUGGUGCUGACCUUGACCAGCCUCGGUACAGCCAUGAUGGAACUUGCCAAUGUGCAGCAAGCAGUUCAAGCACUGCGAAUCAUGCGCAUAGCCCGCAUCUUCAAGUUGGCUCGCCACUCUUCUGGACUGCAGACCCUCACUUACGCACUGAAGCGCAGUUUCAAGGAGCUUGGACUACUACUCCUAUACAUGGGCAUAGGCAUCUUUGUGUUUUCAGCACUGGGUUACACCAUGGAGCAGAGUCACCCAGAGAAUAUGUUCAGCAGUAUCCCCCAGUCCUUUUGGUGGGCCAUCAUUACAAUGACAACAGUGGGCUACGGAGACAUUUACCCUAAAACCACUCUAGGCCGAUGCAACGCUGCCAUCAGCUUCCUCUGUGGCGUGAUCGCAAUUGCGCUGCCAAUCCACCCCAUCAUCAACAAUUUUGUGAUCUUUUACAACAAACAGAAAGUCCUUGAGACUGCUGCCAAGCAUGAGCUAGAGCUGUUGGCGCUGCAAGCGAAUGAGGACGCCUUAAAAAAGUCAUCUCGGAAAGUGCACAAGACCGGCGGAGUGCUAGCAGUGUGGGACGGCCCCAUGCGUGCCUCCAACAGUGACACUCACCUACUGCUCCAGGAAGAGCCUGCGCAGGGAACCCCACUCCGGAACAGCGUGGAUAGUUCCACACAGCUCUAA